UCCUUGUGUCAAUCAAAAGUGCUACAUCAUCUCUCUAUCACUUCUUUCUCUUCCUCUUUCACACACACAUACUCUCAUCCCCACAUUCAGAAAGACACCAUGUCAACACUGAACCAUCUUUUUGAUCUUCCAGAACAGAUAUGCUACGUGCAAUGUGGAUUCUGCACCACCAUUUUAAUGGUUAGUGUCCCAUGCAGCAGUUUGUCAAUGGUGGUGACAGUAAGAUGCGGACACUGCACAAGCCUCCUCUCUGUUAACAUGAUGAAAGCUUCUUUUGUUCCAUUCCACCUUUUAGCAUCUCUUACUCAUCUUCAGCCAAAAGAAAGUAGUGCAGAAGAAGAUGCAAACAUGACAUUUAACAGCCAUAGUGGUGCAUCCAUGAUGACCUAUUCUGAUUGUGAGGAAGAGGAUCUGAUUCCUAUGAGCAAUUUUGUGAAUAAACCCCCAGAGAAGAGACAGAGAACACCAUCAGCUUAUAACCGCUUCAUCAAAGAAGAGAUUAAAAGGCUCAAGGCUGAAAAUCCUGACAUGGCUCACAAAGAAGCUUUCAGUACAGCUGCUAAAAAUUGGGCCAAUUUCCCUCCAACUCAAUGCAAAGGAGAUGAAGAGGGAGGUAGCCAGAAUGAUCAACUUGCGGAUCUUGACUCCCAUGUGGACCCUCUUGAUGAUGAGGUCAAUGAAGAAGGACAAGGUUUCCGAGGAAGAAAGGUCCCAAGGAACUCUAUCUUGGAAAGGACACCGUUUGAGUGAAGGAACUUCAGCAAUGUGACAUAGCAAGAAAGCUUUUUUCUGUCUUACAUAAAAAGUUUCGUCUAAGUCGUUUUCCUUAUGAAGAAAAGAUGUCCUUGGUAAUGAAAACGAAUUAAAUAGGGUUGAGAGAUGACAAUUUGAGACUUUAGGAAGUGUUUAAUAGUUUAUAGUUUUAUCUGACACCUUUCUGUUCUAGCAUGCCAGCUCCAUCGACCAUCAACUAGUCUUUGGGAUCACAUAAAUGUUUGUUUUUGUUAACAGUUACUUGAUAUUAAUUCUCAGACAUGGUGCAUGUUAUCAAGGGCUAGUUAUUUUUGGCUUUUGUUA
Lotus japonicus is the source of this 1077-nucleotide messenger RNA. RefSeq names its product axial regulator YABBY 4. Gene Ontology annotation, biological process: multicellular organism development; cell fate commitment; plant ovule development. The transcript has 7 exons. Lineage: Eukaryota; Viridiplantae; Streptophyta; Magnoliopsida; Fabales; Fabaceae. The coding region runs from base 100 to 750 and encodes 216 amino acids. Gene Ontology annotation, cellular component: nucleus. The record is from RefSeq and is a predicted model, not a curated record.